UGCUCUUUUCUCUCUCUCCUCUUCUCUGUUUCUCCUCUCUCUUUCUCAAGUUUUCCAUUUCCUCAGAAUCAGAGCUACUGGAGGAAAACAUCUACUUCUGCUUGCUGUUCAGCUUCGCAAACAAGGAAGAUGGAGACAAAAUUGAACACCUGCAAUGUAUGGUCUCUGCUGUUUGUUUUCCUGGUGUGGCACCCAGCCAGGUUGGUGCUGGCUAACAUCCAAGAAGAUGAGGCUAAAAAUAACAUUACCAUCUUUACAAGAAUUCUAGACAGACUUCUGGACGGUUACGAUAAUCGGCUUAGACCAGGACUAGGAGACAGUAUUACUGAAGUCUUCACUAACAUCUACGUGACCAGUUUUGGCCCUGUCUCAGAUACAGAUAUGGAAUACACCAUAGAUGUGUUCUUUCGACAAAAAUGGAAAGAUGAGCGUUUAAAAUUUAAAGGUCCUAUGAAUAUCCUUCGACUUAACAAUUUAAUGGCUAGCAAAAUCUGGACUCCAGAUACCUUCUUUCACAAUGGGAAAAAGUCAGUGGCUCAUAACAUGACAAUGCCCAACAAGCUGCUUCGAAUCCAGGAUGAUGGAACAUUGCUAUACACCAUGAGGCUUACAGUUCAAGCUGAAUGCCCAAUGCACUUGGAGGAUUUUCCAAUGGAUGCACACUCAUGCCCACUGAAAUUUGGAAGCUAUGCAUAUACAACAUCAGAAGUCACUUAUAUUUGGACUUACAAUGCUUCUGACUCUGUUCAGGUUGCUCCUGAUGGGUCUAGGUUAAACCAAUAUGAUUUGCUGGGCCAGUCAAUUGGGAAAGAGACUAUUAAAUCCAGCACAGGUGAAUAUACUGUAAUGACAGCUCAUUUCCACUUGAAAAGAAAAAUUGGGUAUUUUGUGAUUCAGACCUAUCUGCCUUGUAUCAUGACUGUCAUUCUCUCCCAAGUGUCGUUCUGGCUUAACAGAGAAUCUGUGCCUGCAAGAACUGUGUUUGGAGUGACAACUGUUCUCACAAUGACAACACUCAGCAUCAGUGCUCGAAAUUCUCUCCCCAAAGUGGCGUAUGCCACUGCCAUGGACUGGUUUAUUGCUGUUUGUUAUGCCUUUGUGUUCUCGGCCCUAAUUGAGUUUGCAACCGUGAAUUACUUCACCAAAAGAGGAUGGGCUUGGGAUGGGAAGAGUGUAGUAAAUGACAAGUCCCCUUCAAUAAAAGCUGAAGGCAUUAUAUUAACAUACAACUCAGUGAAGGCAAUUCUUCAAGGAACUAAACUAAUAUGGUCCAAAUAUAUAGCUUUCUCCUGGUCCAGUUUAAGCCAAGCAAAGCCUUUAGAGUACUUACAGAAGCGGAUGGACUGUUUAUCCUUCACACACUCUUCUAAAAAAGAGAAAGGUUCCGUCAUGAUACAGAACAAUGCCUAUGCGGUGGCUGUUGCCAACUACGCCCCAAAUCUUUCCAAAGAUCCUGUUCUCUCCACCAUCUCUAAAAGUGCAACAACGCCAGAACCCAACAAGAAACCAGAGAACAAGCCAGCUGAAGCCAAGAAAACCUUCAACAGCGUCAGCAAAAUUGACAGAAUGUCUAGAAUAGUUUUCCCAGUUCUGUUUGGUACAUUUAAUUUAGUUUAUUGGGCUACCUAUUUAAACAGGGAGCCUGUAUUAGGGGUCAGUCCGUGAGUCUAGACCUUGAUUACCUUUUGGCUAUAGCAACAUUACACUUGGUUUAUUUUGCUAUGUACAGUCUGACUAAUAACUGCUAAUUUAUGUCCCAAUAUGUACAGUAUGUAUAUAGUGGUAGAGCUUACCAGUAGACCUCUAAAGGGGACCUGCAUUUGCUAACUCAUGGAAAUAUAGGCAGAAAACAUCCCAUGCCAAAAGAGCCAUUGCCUUUUAAAAAGAUUUACCUUAGGACCUAGUUUAAAGUGGAUUUCAGAUCACGCAAUUUAUUUCCUAAUGUUCUAAUUAUGAUGAAAGUUGAGAUCCUGUGUCACCCUUUGCAAAACCUUUGAUUUAGAUACUGCAUUGAAAAAAAAAAUCUACUGCUACCUAAGGAUGAUCAGAAUUUACCAUUGUUACUCAAAUAUGAAUUCUGCAUAUCUGCAUAUCUGAAAGUCUGAUCUGCUCCCUCCAGGAGAGUUCAGAACCCCUGCUAGUUUAAUGGGAAGCUUGACACACAUUUGGAGAAGCUAGAGAUGUGAAAACAGCCUUUAAUUACUAUGUAGAAUAUCUAUAGCCAUGUACAUAUUACAAGCAUGACAAGCUCAAAUAACUAUGAAGUCACCAUGACAGGAUGUUGAUGAUGCUUACAUUUAAGAACUAUUGGAAUGUCACGGUCAUUAUAUUUUUAGCUUGAGAGUUUAUUUGAAUGUGGUAACUGAAUCUUACAUCUCACUACAAUCAUUGGAAACUAGCAAACAGUAUAAAACGAAGAUAAAUGGACUAAGUUUUUGAGGCACAUGUUGUCAGCUGAAUUUUUCUGGUGCUGGAGAGGGGAAGAAAGCAGCCAUCUUGGCUGCAAUGGAACAAAGUUCAUUCAUAUCAGAUUAGAAAGCUGUGCCAAAAACUCCAAGUGAUGAGAAUUCAUAGGUGUCCUAGGUAUAGAUGAGCACUUAUAUGAUUCUCUUCUUUCCUGUUUACUGCAAAUUCUGCCUUAAGGCUUCUUCUCAUCAGGAAUCAGAAGCCACUAAUUAUAAAGGAAAGGGCAGUUAGUUGGCACAUUUUUCUGUCUGGAAAGCAGCUCUUUCAGGUAAGAAUUAAUAUAUAUCUGCUUUUGUAAAUUGCAACUUUAAAUUUCAUUGACUCGAAUUUACAGCAGCUUUGUAUACCAGAAGAGGUUUUGGUAAGAGUUGAACAUUUUUAAACCACAACUUUAAAACAUCAUUGACAGAUUAUGGAUUAUGUCACACACACACACACACACACACACACACACAC
Onychomys torridus (southern grasshopper mouse) is the source of this 2922-nucleotide messenger RNA. It is a transcript of the gene Gabra2, whose product is annotated as gamma-aminobutyric acid type A receptor subunit alpha2. Gene Ontology annotation, cellular component: postsynapse; synapse; dendrite membrane. NCBI's taxonomy places the organism in Eukaryota, Metazoa, Chordata, Mammalia, Rodentia, Cricetidae. Gene Ontology annotation, molecular function: benzodiazepine receptor activity; GABA-A receptor activity; inhibitory extracellular ligand-gated monoatomic ion channel activity. The transcript has 11 exons. The coding region runs from base 130 to 1665 and encodes 511 amino acids. Gene Ontology annotation, biological process: synaptic transmission, GABAergic; signal transduction; monoatomic ion transmembrane transport. The record is from RefSeq and is a predicted model, not a curated record.